This is a messenger RNA of Amaranthus tricolor (Joseph's coat), 642 nucleotides long. RefSeq names its product putative invertase inhibitor. The transcript has a single exon. The coding region runs from base 7 to 573 and encodes 188 amino acids. Lineage: Eukaryota; Viridiplantae; Streptophyta; Magnoliopsida; Caryophyllales; Amaranthaceae. Gene Ontology annotation, molecular function: enzyme inhibitor activity. The record is from RefSeq and is a predicted model, not a curated record.
AAAAACAUGAAUUAUCAGAAUAACAUUUUCUUAUUCUCCUCUUUCUUCUUAUUCAUGACUACCAUUAACGCCAGUAUUCUAAUCAACCAAACAUGCAAAAACUCCUCAAAAACCAAACCAAACAUCAACUACAAAUUCUGUGUUUACGCCUUACAAUCCUUCCCUGCUAGCCAUUGUGCCGAUAUCACUCGUCUAGGCCAAAACGCCAUCACAUUAAUCAAACAUAACGUAACCGACACGAGAUGUUACAUAAAACAACUAUUGCAAUACAAGAAGAUUGGUAACGAUACGAAAUCGGCGUUACAGGAUUGUAUAGAUCUUUAUUCGGAUUCACUCUCUACGUUAAGAGAGGCUAUAAUCGAUUAUAGAUCGAGUCGAUUUGUCGAUGCGAAUGUUAAGGUGAGUUCGGUAAUGGAUGCUUCGAGUACGUGUGAAGAUGGAUUUGAUGAUAUUGGGGUUGUUUCUCCUUUGAAAGAACGGAAUAAUCGUGUUUUUCAGUUGUCUGCUAUUGCCCUUUCUAUUAUUAAUAUGUUUGAUUCUCCUCAUGUUAUUAGUAUGAUCAAUAUAACAUAAUGCAGGCAUGUUUGGUUUUUGUACUAAUUGGUCGCGACAAAAAUAAUUUGUAUUGUUAAUUUUUAUGCA